CUCUGGAAGAAUGUAUGAGAGAAGACGACCGUGACUUCUCGGGCGCAACGUAGGCAGCGCGCUGUCUCUUCGUUUCCCCUCUGUCUUCUAUUCCGGAGCUAUCGAAUACGACGAAAAUGAAGAAGACGCGAACGACUGCGGCGGAGCGCUCCCAACGCGCUCGGAAGCGACCCCACGAUGAACACCGCGGGCGAGGCCGCGAGCACGGCGGGGCGCGAGACCCUGGGGCUGGCGGCCAAGCGAUGAAGGGAGCGGAAAAGGGCCGAAAUCCCAAGCACCAGGCGACGCAGAAGCAAAUGUCUUUUCUCCAGGGAAAACACCAGCAACGCGUCGGCAAUGUCGUCAGUCGUUUAGGCCCUGCUGCAGUUGGGCAGACGACUUUGAUGGACAAGAAACGGAAGCUGUACAGCGACACCAGUCAGCAGCCUCUGUGGAGUUUGAGGAAGAUCACCAUCAACCCGACGGACAAGGACGACCUGCGUCGGUUCCCGUCGAACGCGAUCUACACGCACCGUUACUCGGCGAUGACUUUCAUUUUCAAGAAUUUGUGGGAGCAGUUUCAUCGCGUGAUCAACUGGUGGUUUCUGGUCAUGGCCAUCAUUCAGGCGAUUCCGCAGCUCCACUACAACCCGAACCACGCGUGGUCGACGGCGCUGCCUUUUGCGAUUGUCUUGGUCUUCGGCAUGCUCAAAGACGCCUUCACAGACCUAGGCCGGAGGGAGCGAGACCGAGUGUUGAAUCAGCGGGUGUGUUGCAUCGUAGACGGCCACACGCCGCAGCUGAGACUCCUUCAGUGGCAAGGCGUUCGAGUGGGAAACAUUUUGCGCCUGACAGACGGCGAAGAAGUCCCGGCUGACAUCGUAGUGCUGGCGACGUCCAACACGGACGGCGUGGCGUACGUAGAGACAAGCAAGCUGGAUGGGGAGACGAAUCUCAAGUUCAAGCAAGGCGUGAAGGAGACGCGAGGCGAGAGCUCUCCUCUGUCGAUUGCAGGGAUUCGGGGCCGUGUCGUAUGCGAAAAACCAUGCGCAGUGAUGGACGCCUUCACCGGCAGUCUGAAGCUCGACGCUCACCCACGAGCGACGCCUCUGGAUAUUGUGAACUUCAUUCAGCGAGGCUCUCACAUCCGAAACACCGAGUGGCUUUACGGAGUGGUCAUCUACACAGGUGAAGACACGCGGAUCCAGAAAAACGCAGCGCCGCCGGGGUUCAAGCGCCCGCACAUUGAGAAAGACAUCAACACAUACCUGUUCAUUUCCUUCUUCAUCGUCUUCCUCACGAUCCUCAUCUCGGUCAUGAGCAAGUGGAGUGUACAGGAACGAGACAGUGGGGACACAGGGGUGACCGAUGCGGGCGCUUCCUCCGGUUCGGGCUCGUCGAGCGGCGAGACGUCUCAGACCUACGGCAGCAGCGUCGAGUUCAUGCUCGGCUCCCGCGACUUGCUCCAAAAUCCGUGGAUGUCGAUUCUCCGCUUCCUCGCGGUUUACGCGCCCGUGCUGCCUCUCUCUCUCCCCUUGAUUCUCGACGUCGUCUACCUGCUGCAGUCCGUGUUGAUCGAGGGCGACAUCCACAUUCGCGGGGGGGGACGCACACCUGCCACUGGCCGGGGUAACGGAAGCACAAGUUCCAUGACUGUCGCAGACGAUGGACUGCCGGAUGGCGAGGCCGGAGGCCUCGACUCCGCCCACUCUUCGCAGAAUGCCUCCCUGCAGCAACCUCUCUCGAUUGUCUCUAAGGGAUUCAGCAAGACUCGCCGCUUCCUCUCUGAAAAGUUCUCUUCGCCAUCGUCCGGACAAAUUGGGGGUGGCCAGGACCGCCGCGAGACUCCACGCGAGGAUGACGAACGGGAAACGAACGGCGAAAACGUCCCGAGCGCCACUCCUCUCUUACCCGGUGGAGAAGCCGCAUGCGUGGCAACCGGCGAUGAGGAGACCCUCCGAGCCGAUGCCGAGGGCGCCCAAGAGCGCGACAGGGAGGCCGAGGGCAACCGCGAGCAGCUGAAGAGUGUUCCGACCGGGACUCACGCUGCUUGGCGCCCAGGGGCUCUGGACUCGACCGCAGAGGCGAACGAGGAUGAGGACCCCGACGUGUUGCAUGCAGAGAAGGCAUCCGGUUUCGGCGCGAGACGAAGCGACGAUCGCGACCGAAAGUCUUCUUGUUCGAGGUACCCGGAAACCGGAGGCGAAAAGACCAGCCACGCAAUCUCAGGCCGAUUCACCGGAUCUGUCAUGCCCAGCACCUACACGAAGUUGCAUGGAGAUAUCGCCAAUGCAGGUUUUGAGAGCGCGUGGCAACCGUACGCAAACGGACACACACACACGAGGACGCUCCUCCUCGCUACCGGAGGCGGCCCAAAUUCGCUGUGCGCCACCGGGAACUUCGAGAGAGAAGACGUUUGGGCCGAAGUUCACACCCCUGCGUUGAACCCCAACUUGGGUCAGGUCGACUUUAUCUUCACAGACAAGACCGGAACGAUCACUGAAAACGACAUGACUUUCAGCAUGUGCAGCGUCGCCGGAAAAAUAUACGGCAUGGCUUCCUGCGGGGGAGCAGGCUAUGAAGGCGCAGAAAGCAGUGAAUAUGGCUCUCGGGCUUGGACUGCGAACGAGACGUCGGCAAGAAGCUCGCGGGACAGGCUGGUACCUCAUCUUCAGCGAGGCACGAGUGCUGCCAGUUCUCGUAGUCAGAGCGCGCCUGCUUCGGCGAAUGAUGAAGGCACACCGAGGAGAAUCCCGACGCUGAUGUUGAGGCCUCAGACUCUCACCAACCAACAAACAGGGCAGCAGUCGCCCGUGUUGCCAGCGUCGCGCGAAGACGAAAAGGGAAAGGACGCUUCUCCUGGAGCCGCAGACUCACCGGCGUCGAGCCUCAGUGUCUCUCGCUUCUUCGGCUCCGUGUCUUACGAGGGCCGCCUGGAAGAGACUGGAAGCCAGAAGGAGGAAGACAGCCGAUCCGACAGAGUCUCGCUGUCUCCGUCGGAGGGCCGAGUCUCUGGGUCGCGGCCGCAACUCGCGUGCGAAGGGAUUCACGGCGCGACCCUGCGACGAAGAACCGUUGGAAUCCAAAGCCAACAUUCGUCGCAGAGUCUGCUUAGCAGCCGCCAGCAGUCGGAAGACGAGCGCCAGUACACGGAAGGCGAGGAGGGCGAGACAGAAGAUGACAGAAGCACAGUGUCGCGCCGAGGCCGAGAUCGGAUGUACUCGCGUGACUACCAUCGAGAAAGUCGGAGCUCGAGUCCUCGCGAUGGAGAGCUGAGUGACCGGUACCCUCUGCGGUGCAUCCGAAGUAUCGGCGAUGGAUACAUCAUUCGAGGUGGGAGAACUGGAAACGUGGUUAUGAGGCAUCCGUCAGGCAUGUCUUUCGAUUCGCGUCCAAGUUCGCAGUUCACCUUCUCAUCGCCCGUCGUCGGCGACGAUAGCUUCGAUGACUCUCGCCGUGCCAUGUACUUCGGACGAGGCUCACCUCGGAGUCUGACGCCGCCCUCUGAGCGGGGGACUGCGUCUCCGUCGGUUGGGGAGGAAGGGCCGCCGCUGUCUCCGCAGAUAAGCCCGACGGGGUCUGCGCGAGGACGGGUCCCUCGAAGCUCGAGCUUGUACAUGCCUGCGGUGGACGAGGGGGAAGAUCGAGAAAGGUAUUUUCGGCCUCGCCGUCGCAUGCUGCGUCCGGGCGCGAGCUUGCUGCCGCCGCUGUCUCCGUCUCCGAGCCGGGCAGGAGUCCCGUUUCUCUACGACAACAUUGACUUCCCCACGGGUUUCCGAGAGACACCGAUGGAGGGGCAGAUUCGGAGGAACUGCGACUUCUACGACGCCUCGAUCUUCACCGACUUGGCGCGCAAAGACCUGCGCAGCCACCGCAUAAAUGAGUUCAUCAAGUGCAUGGCCCUCUGCAACACAGUCGUCCCCUGGGUUUACACAGCGACGCCAUGCUCGUCAUCGUGUCCGGGCCUGCCGUCCACGGCGAACUUUUCCGUGGCUGCUUACCCCACAGGCGGAGGCGCGAAUUCGCUGUUCUCCUGCUCCGCCUCCGCCUUUGCGGGCCCCGUAACCCAGGGCUUCCCGUCUGUCACGCAUCCGGCGGCUUUGGCGUCGGACGGCGCGGCGGGUGCGGACGAGGACGAAGAGAAAAACGUUUCGCAGCUGCUCCUACCCUCAGGCACGAGCGCCUCCUCAGGCGCCCCCAGUGGACCCCGGGGGGAUCCCCAGCUUGUGUCGCUGCUCGGGAGGCAAGGGCAGGGCCACGGGAGCUUGGGGGCUCCAGGCAGCGGCCUGCCAACCUCCGGGUGCCUUGGCGGGGCUGGAGGCUCGGGGGCUCGGGGACCCAUGGGCCUCCACGGCUCCAGGCGAAGUCUGCCAGGCAGCAGCGAUUGCCGAGUCCCCAGUACGGCGAGGCCUGCCCCGCUCCUUGGCCCAGACGCUGCAGGAAGAGGUUUCGGACCGGACUAUGUGCCUUCGCCGCGGCCUCUCUCGCCUGCAGGCCCGCCGAAUGCGUCGACGGGAUCGUUGGGCGAGGCGCCGAAAGCUGAUAAGCCUGCGUCUCCAGAAGAGGCUGCAUCGCCGGGAAAGGAUGGCGAAGAGGCCCCCUCGUCUACCCCACGCUGCGUGUUUGCUCCCUCGACCUUGGUCCCGCCGUCUGUGUUGCGGUCGCACACGGGCGCGGGCGGCCUGCGACCCUCAAAGAGCUUGGCGCGGGGCGUUUCCUUCAAAGAGAAACAUGAGGAAUUUGCGUUUAGCAAAGAUGAAGACACGGCGACGGUCGACCAAGACGACACCCAGAGCGCCACAGAUGAGGAGCACGAUGUCGAGGGCGAGGAGGAAGAGGCGGGGAAGUCAGCCGAGAGGCUCACAAAAGCGAAGCGAAACCGCAGCGCCUCUGCCAGCCUCAUGAGUCUCAAGUCGAAAGUCACUGCGAGCGGCCGGGAUGUCGCCGAUCUUCUGUUUCGAAGAGGCUCGCGAGGCAACAGCGGCACUGACCCGGACCCUGCGUCGGCGCGGACAGUUGGGAGGUCCUCGUCUGUGGAGAGAGCGCAGCAGCCGCCGACUCACGGGGGGUUCAGCACAGUGACGGGGACUGGCGAAAGCCGAAGCAGUUUAGUCAGCAUCAUCAAGUACCAAGCUUCCUCCCCCGAUGAAGAGUGUCUCGUCUCGGCUGCCUCCCACAUGGGCUACACGUUAGUUUCGCGAACCAACAACUACGCGAUUUUGAACAUCAACGGACAAGAGCGACGGUGGCAAAUCAUCGGCGUUAACGAAUUCACUCAAAAACGUGGCCGCAUGAGUAUCGUCGUCAGACCUCAAGAAUGGACUGAGGGCUCCAUUCUCUACGUCAAAGGCGCGGACGUGGCGAUGUUGGACCUUCUGUCUACAUCUUUCACGCGAGGCCACGACUUUCGGCAGAGUUUUUCGUGCCUGAGUCGAUACGCGGAGAGUUUUUCUGGAGGGCGUGGACCUCAGGUGUCGCUAUCGCGGCUCCAAUCCAACGCCUCCACCAAGGGGUCAGGAGGCCCACCGGUGCGCCGCUCCGUCAGCGGCAGCGACCCGCGACUGCAGCCGAGCCGGUCGGUGUCGCUGCCGCGCACGGUCCCGCCGGGCCAGGAGACCCCCAUGGCGGGAGACCAGCUGGAAGGCCCCGAGGCGGCGGAGACAGUCAACCCCUCUGGACAAACGUACAGCCAAGGCGAGGAGGAGGAGGGACUGCGGAGUCGCCUCGCACGCGCAGACUCGAUGCUAAGGUCUCUGAACCCUGCGCUGUACAACUACGACAAACAGCACCAACGCGGACAUGGUCCAGAAGGGGACGAAGGAAGCCAUGAGCUCGAAGGGCACGACGCACACACUGGCGACAGCCAUGGCGGGCACCAUCGAGAUCAAGCCGAGCCACGAGCUGGAGACGCCGUCGGUCCCGAAUCCGCGUCGCGCCUCCCUCAGAAGACACAGAAUCGCCUUCCGCAGCACUUGGGGAACGCGGGAGUCUGCGCCCAUGGGCAUGCCUGGACACCUUCGGAAGAGAACUACUGUGCGGCGUUUUUCGACGACGAUGAAGACGAGCUGAUUGCCCUCGGAGACAUCGCUCUAGUCGAACAGCACCUGAAACGGUUUUCCCUCCAGGGGCUCCGCACGAUGGCCCUCGCAUGCCGAUACCUCACGCAAGAAGAGACAGAAACGUACAAACGCCUGUACACGGACGCCUGCGCAAGUGUCUACUGUCGGGCAGAGAGACUCGAAGAAGUGGCUGAAGACAUGGAACGCGAUUUAGAGUACCUGGGAAUCACUGGAGUCCGCGACAAACUCCAGGAACAAGUCCCCGAAACGCUGCAACUCAUGAUGGAAGCUGGAAUUCGCGUCUGGAUGGUCACUGGUGAUAAUGUAGAAUACGCUCUGCACAUCUGCCACAGCUGCCGCCUCCUGACCUCGCGUACGCGCAUCUUCCACGCGGCCUUGGAGUUCAGCGGCCGAAAAGCCAAGCGCGAAGGUGUGAUGCUUUACGAGCUUUUUCGCAAGGCGAGGAGGCUGAAGCGAAGUGACGAACACAUUUGCCUCGUUGUCACGGGUCCGAAUCUGCGGACGUUCUUGAACCAUCCAGAUCUCCAGACGUACUUCCUCAACAUGGCUUGCUGCUCGGAUGUUGUCGUCGCCGCUCGUGUCACGCCGUCCCAGAAAGCAGAGAUGGUCAGGUUGGUGAAGAAGCGCCUAACUCCUCAACCCAUCACCAUGGCAGUAGGAGAUGGAGGAAAUGAUGUUGCAAUGCUUCAAGAGGCUCAUGUUGGCGUUGCGAUUCGCGGGAAGGAUAGCGCCGCAGCUGUUGCGGCGGCCUACGCGGAUUAUUCCUUCACAGAGUUCAGGUUCCUUCAGCGUCUUUUGUUCGUCCACGGCCGUUUGAGUUUGAUGCGCGUUUCGACAGUCAUUCUUUGGAGUUUCUUCAAGUCUCUGUGCAUUGGCCUUCCAACUUUCCUGUUUCAGCCCCAGGCGUUCUGGUCUGCUGUCGAGGUGUACGAUCCUCUGCUCCUCAUGAUUGUCGACUUCUUCUGGACGACGCUCCCAGGCAUCAUUCAUGGUUACAGCGACCAGGAUCUGCCGACGCACCUUCUUCCCUCUGUGCCUGUCCUCUACACACCGGGGCGACGGCGACUGUAUUUCAACGGCUUCCGCUUCAUUCUCUGGACUGUCGAAGGCAUUAUCUACUCGUUUCUCAUCUUCUACCUCCUUCAGGCGACGUGGAUGGACGGCAACACCUUUCACGAUGGCCAAGUCCUUGGGUUCCACAGCUACGGCAUUCUCCUGCUCUUCGGCUCGCUUCUGCAGUCGAAUGUUCGGAUCAUCCUGGAGACGAGUCUCUGGACGCCUACGUUCCUUUUCACAACCAUCGUCCUUUGCACAAUCAUGUUCUUCCCGACGGUACUUUUGUACUCUGUCACGGGGUGGCCGCGACGCUACAUGGAACUCGCAGGCCGCGUCGUUUUUGCCUGGCCCAUGCUCUACUUCUUAAUACCCCUCUGGGUAUCCAUUGGCAUUCUCGUGCAACUGCUUCUUCAGGUCUUCACUUCUUCAUUGUUCCCAAAUAUCAGCGGAUCUGUAAAGCAGUAUCUCGCGCAAAAGCAGGCGGAUGUCAACUACCGCCGAAAAGCUUCUAAACACCCUUUCUCGCAGCCCCGACCUCGACUCCUUCCAGGCGGGCACGAUGAGUACGGCUUGUUCUGCGGCAUGGGCUCCUGCUGGAGUUUAUUCAAGAGGAGUUUGUGGUUCAUGGGUGGCUGUUGCUUGAUGGAUACACCGAACGUCGCCGAUGACUUCACCGCUUCUCCGGCGCUUUGUGCCGAGUUGCGUGAGCGCUUCAACCCUCUGCGUCGGAAGAGUGUCGCGGAUCGUUUGCCGCCGCCCCGGCGCUUCCGGAUCAACGAAAACUUCCUCUCCUACACAGGAGCAUCGGACGAGAAAGGUGCUGACGGAGUCCAGCGAGACUUGGGCGGGAAGGGCAGCGCCUGUGGGCCAGGCGCUGCGGGCCUCACGGCCGGCACUGGGGCGCCCGGCGCCGGGAGAAGCAAAUCCGUUUUCGGAGGCGGAGGCGGUGUCAUGCCCAUGGCCGACAUGGCCGCAGAUUUGGAGACCGAAAACAGCUUGUCCAGCAACGGCUCGGAACAGGAGAAGGCUGGAGACAACGUCACGAAACUCGUCAAGGUUUCGCACCUCAUCAACCGCUUCACUCUGCGCUUCAAAGACAUGCAACUUGAAGCCGACUAUCAAAUACACAACAAGAAGUCGUUCCUCAAAAGACUCGUGCCUUGGUACCGCGUCAUCUUCAUGUUGAUUGCCUUGUAUCAACUUCUGAGCUUCUUAACGGAAUAUUUCAUUGACAUCCACUGGAACCCAGGCGAGACAGAAAUGGAGCCCUGGAUGUGUGUGCCGACGUUGGUGGUGGAAAUCGGAUUUGCCGCCGUCGUUGUCUGCACCUUCUACGAUUUUAUUUUCCUCGACCAUUUUUCGCUCAUUCUCAAUUCAAUCGUCUUCCUCAUGGUUUCCUCCAGCAUCGUCUUCUACACCGCCUCGCAUGUUGACGGCACCCUCACGUCUGUUCUCUUUCCAGUCUUCACCUUCGUUAUUCUUCGCAUUUCCUUCCUCCAAGCUGUCGUGUGGAACAUUCUCUUCCUCAUCGUCACCGUUGCCCGAUUCAUGCUCGAUAAGAAGUACUUGCCCCCACUAAAUUUCGUCCACUACAUUCCACUGUUCAUUGGCAUAGACGUCUUUGUCGCCUUUGUCGGUUAUCGCCUGGAGUACAACCAGCGCAAGUCGUUCUUGCUGGACUACUCAGUGGACGCGUCUCGCAGGAAGCAACGAGAAAUUCUCAACACGAUGCUUCCCUCCUUCGUCGUCGACCAGAUGAUUAACUCGGAACUCAACGAAGAAGGGAUUCCGACGUCCCUCAAGGCCGAAGACAGAGGAACUGUGUCAGUCAUUUUCUGCGAUGUCUACGAAUUCCAGCAUGUCGUCGCAUCCAUCGAACCGACGCGUCUCGUCGAGGUCUUGGAUUCUCUUUUUCUCUGCUUCGACCGCAGUGCCGAACAGUUUGGUUGCACAAAAAUCGAGACCGUCUUCGAAACCUACCUGGCAGCCGCCGGCCUCCAGCCUGGUCGCGAAGCAUCACCGGCAUCGUACCAGCAAGACGCAUGCGACGCCCUCGACAUGGCACUGGCGAUGCUGGAAGUCGCUGCACAGAUUCGCUACGAAGUGAAAAGCAAUCAGGGAGUUUUAUCGGGGUCUGCUGUCGGCUCGAGCUCAGCCGUCGGCCCCGCGGUGUCUGCCUCCAAUCUUGAGGCUUCGGGCAACCACAUGGAGCCUCGGCUUUCUCUCCAUGGUCACAACUCUGGUGUCGCCAUGGGCAGUCGCAUGAACAGCAGCCGGUUCCACCGACAGAAAACAGGCAGUGUCGUGCGCACUGUCCUCCAGUCUCGUCCGCAAAGAAUUCGCGUAAAGAUUGGAAUUCACUCAGGUCGUGUCAUCAGUGGAGUCGUCGGGGCCAAGAAGCCCCAAUACGCGCUUUUCGGAGACACUGUCAACACAGCAAGUCGUAUGAAGACCACCGGACAGCCGGGCUACAUUCACAUUUCUGAGGAUUCCUACGAGCUUGUCAAGGGGGACGAUACUCUGGAAUAUGAAUCACGACACACAGAAGUCAAAGGCAAAGGUCUGAUGAACACCUAUCUUCUCGUCAGAGUCAAAGGUUCGCCUUACCCUCACUUCGACGAUCAAGAAGCAGACGAGGGAGACGUGAUCUCGGAAACAGGAGGCCAAAACGGCGAGUCGCGGCGGUCGACCGCUUCCCUGCCCAGGCAGCUGGAGACUGCGGGUGCGUCGUCGGGUGUACAUACGGGCGAGGCGAUGGGCUGUUUCGCUUCUGUGGGGUCUCGAGGAGAGAGUCAGACAGCGGCAGAUGCGGCGGCGGCCGAGGCGAUCGAAGAGGAUAUCCAAGUGGAGAUCGACGAGGAAGGCGUCGUGGAAGACACCGUCGAAAAGGCAGUGGAAGAUGUGCGACGUCUCAGGAACGAAGGGUCGCACGCAGUCGCGAGCGACGACUUCCCAGUCUCUCAGGCCGGUGCAGCGCAGCCGCGACGCUGCUCCCGCUUCCUCUUCCAAAAUGCGGAGGAGCAUGGAGCUGCAGAGCCUCAACGAGGAGAGGGCGCGCGCUUGAUUCUCUCCCCUGGACAGACAGAGGGAACGCGUCAAAGCGAGAAAGAGGGAUCGGCUCUCGGCAGCAACAUCGCUGCGAGUGCACGCGCAGAUCGCAGGCCUGCCGGGCGGCGAGAGGAUUCGAGAGGAGACAGCCGCUUCGACUACGAGUCCAUGACAACACAGCAGCUUCUGCGAAUCUACAGGAGACAACAGAAGGUCGCCAAGGUUCUCCAGUGGAUCGACGAAGAACUGAGAGGGCAGCGCGAUACAGCGCACAGACACGCAAGGACAGCGGACAUCGUCGCGAAGCUCCUCGCUUCGUCGGGAGACGAGCAGGCAGCUGGAGAGAGUUCGGAAGCAGACCACGACGAAGUGCCUCUGGACGAGAUCAAGGAGGAACUGCGGCGACAAGCUCGGGAGGCGAACGAGCAGGAACCCGCGAAGAGGUCCGGGGGAGACGCUCCACCCCACACACCUACACGCAAGGCCCUUCUCAAGGCCUUUCGCAGCGAAAUCGUGCAUGGAUGCGCGGCUCCCACGGAAGAAGAGAAGACUGCAAAGGAAGGCAGAGAAUCUGAAGUGGCUCUCGCCUCUCCAGAAACCGAGUCUCGAGACGCAAAUGGCCAGCGAGUUUCCGAAAGGGAUGCGUCAGAUGCCCGAGAGGGCGGCGCGUCUCCGCAACCGGACCACGCGGCGCCUCCGUCAGGGCUACCGCAGGGAUUGAAAGGACAAGAGACAGAGAAGCAGCAAGGCUGGAAACUGUUUCGUUCUGCGAGUCUGGUGCGCGCCGCCGGCCAGUCGUUUGCUUCUCUCUUCAGGCGGCGCAAACCGGCCGCUCCUUCUGAAGCUGCGAGCCCCUCAAGUGCGGACACACCCAUGGAUAGCCGCGUCUCGCCGACGUCGGUCGAUGACGAAGACCUGGAGCAAAACAGAGUGACGCGAAUCGGCGUAUCGAGUGAGUGGCUGCUUCUCAAAUUCAAAGACAAGAAUCUCGAGGCGCGCUAUCGAACGCACUUUUACAACAACAAGUCCAACAUUAACACAAUUGAACAAGCCCUCAUCAUCUUUCUUGUGACCUUUUGCGUUCAAACGCUGACACGGCUGGCGCUGCCGCGCUUCUACGUUGUUUGCUCUCAUCACACGAUCAACCUCCACGUCUGCACAGGCCUUUACUGGGCGGUUCGCGCGACGUACACCUUAGCCGCGUUCGUCCUCUGGAUGUUGUUCCACUACCGAAACCGAAAGGAGGUGGCGACAUGUUUGGAGCUUCGCUGGAUGGUUUUCCUUCUGAAUUUGCUGUUUAUUUCUGCGUCGUGUGUCUUCGCACUCUCGAACUCCUGGGGUGUCUGCGGACAGCAGCAGGAAGACCAUGGGGCAUCCGAGACCGCCGUGGAGAACACCCUGGUCGCUCUCUCGCAUCUUGCGAAAGACGGCAGCUUCCCGGCCGACGACGCAGAAGUGAACAGCGUCGCCGGCUCGCCUCUCGCUCAGGCCAUGCACUCUCCCUUCACCACGGCAGGCGUCUCACGAGCCUCCCGAAUGCUGAGGAGUGGAGGCGUCAGUGUCUCCGGAGGAACGGAUUGCACGGGUGUCGGCACCUCGGGUGAAGAGGGAUCCGACCUCGUGACUGCCAACGGGAGGGCCUACACCUACUGGCUUCUCAGCGACACGAUUGAGCUCUUCUUCUACAUCGUCAUUCUCCACCACAACACCGGUCUCUUGUUCCAAAACUGCAUCCUCGUCGAUGUCCUGCUGAUGACGAUGAGCUUAACGUUCAUCAUCACCACAGCCAGGGAAACCGCGUCGACAGUCAGCACGAUUGCCACCUUCCCCUGCUACGUCUUCUUCAACUUGGUCAGUGCAUACUGCAAAGAGUACAUCGAUCGUCUGACUUUCUACGUGAACGAGCAUGCCAAGACGACAGAAAGCCGUGCGACGCAGCUUCUCAACGAUAUGCUUCCGAAGCAGGUUCUGGAGGAGUUUCAGCAGGACAAGCUGAAGCUCGCGUAUCUCCACGAGAACGUGACUUUCCUUUUCGCAGAUAUUUGUGGGUUUACAAGUUGGGCAAAGGGUGUGGACGCUUGCGAGGUCGUAACAAUGCUGCAGAAACUCUUUGCGAAGUUCGACAAAGACAGUACCAAGUUCGGCCUGUACAAACUCUGCACCAUCGGAGACGCUUACGUCGCUGUCUCCGAACCGGUCACCGCAGAGAAUGCUCAAGACACAGACCCCCGAGAGGGCAUGUGGCUUGUCUACGAGAUGGCUAAGGCGAUGAUCGGAAACAUCACCGAAGUUCGAGAGCGUUUGUGCAUUCCCAAUCUGAACAUGCGCAUAGGUCUGCACUACGGAAGCUGCGUAGGAGGCGUUAUCGGGAGUGGACGCCUUCGUUACGAUUUGUGGGGAAUGGAUGUCUUGACGGGGAACAUGAUGGAGAGCAACGGAGUUCCUGGAAAAAUCAAUGUCUCGGAAAUCCUGAAAAACGAAAUGGAAAAAGGCUUUCCAGGAGAAUUCGUUUUCAAGUUCAACAAGACAGUAGCGGUCUUGCAAAGCACCGUCGACUCGUACCUCAUUCGCCCUGCGAAGGAUUUCGACGAAGACGAAGAACUUGCGGCAGCGGCGGCGACGAUGGCUGUUGCAGGUCCCUCUGCCUCUCUUCAGCAGGGCGGCGGUGCGAUCCCUCAAGUGCAGGCGGUUGCCUCUGGUCUCCGCAGAGAUGCUACAUCCAUUCGAGGAAAUUACCGCAGGAGAUUCACCAUUCUUGGCAGUGCGCCGCGCGUUCUGGGACGCCGACAGUCUCUCAGGGGUCACCAGUUCAGUGCACUCGCUCUCGUGUCACACGGCGAUUCUGGACCCAGCGACGAACCGCGCCAUCUGGGAGACGAAGGGCAAGCAGCUGGUUCUGUCACUUCUCAUGAUGGACCACUGCGUGAGGAGGUUGAGGACGAUGAGAUCGACGGCCUCAAGCAACUGAGGAAGGAAAUCGAGCGUGCUGGAGGUCUCGGUUUGGACGCGUCGCCUUCGGAUAUAGGGUCGACACCUGGCUCUGCACUCGGGUCGUGAAACGCAGCUUUUGUCAGCGUUUCUUUUUUCAUUUCAUUCUCCACUUCUUCGCGAAAAGCCGUCUUCCUUCGACAGGGCGACUGCUCCAAGGUUCUGCGUUGCUCCAGAGGCGGGUCUGUGUCCUGCCGCUUCGGGCAGUCGAGACAGACAGAGGCGGCAGGUGUCUCGUCACGGCCAGAGGAACCAGAAGAGGAAAGGAGAAAAGGAACAGGACUGUGCGCACCCGGGAGAGAGAAGAGCGCUGCCAGCUUCGUCAACGCAAAAGGCAAAAGGAAGGCAGAAGCAGGGAGGUGGAGAGACUGCGGAUGUGCCGAAUUACCUGCUGUGCCAUGUUUUCCUGUUUCCAAACACGGUUGCUGUGUGCAUUGACCGCAGCGGCGAGUCGCCCCUAGCAGGUUCCAGUAUCCUGCCUCCACGGUAGCGCUCGCUGGCUCGCAUUCGGUCGUUUUUCCGAUUUUAUUUUGCUUUCAUUCUGCGCCUUUUUCUUUCCGUGUGGCAUCAUCUCUUCUGAUGAGUCAGCGUCCUUCGAUGUUCCGCUUGCUCUCGUCGUCUUCUGGCUCCGAAAACCUCUCGCACUUGUCGUAUGGCCCUCUUGAUUCCUGUCGUUGCUCGCGAUGCGCCCCGCGUGACCGUGCGCGCUGUAUGUACACCUCAGACGCGCUUGCGUGGUCUUGUGCCACUGAACAGGGUCAAGGCGAAUGCGCUUCUGUCAGUAAACGUCCAUAAAUGCAUUUGCAGAGAGAACGUGUGCAAACGCAUGUUGUCGCUUCCUGAACAUUCCUCAAAAAAAAUCCGUUUUCUCGA
Toxoplasma gondii ME49 is the source of this 14024-nucleotide messenger RNA. Its product is annotated as guanylyl cyclase. Lineage: Eukaryota; Apicomplexa; Conoidasida; Eucoccidiorida; Sarcocystidae. The coding region runs from base 117 to 13220 and encodes 4367 amino acids. Gene Ontology annotation, biological process: cyclic nucleotide biosynthetic process; intracellular signal transduction; phospholipid translocation. The transcript has 54 exons. Gene Ontology annotation, molecular function: ATP hydrolysis activity; ATP binding; ATPase-coupled intramembrane lipid carrier activity. Gene Ontology annotation, cellular component: plasma membrane. The record is from RefSeq and is a predicted model, not a curated record.